AUGCUUCUCACUCUCGAGACCUCACAUGCAAUCAAUCGGAGAUCCAUCUCUCCGGUGAAUCAUCUUGGUCUCGAGAUCUAUAAAUCGCGACCGUCGCGAUGUCUUCUCCCUCCAUCGUCUGAAUCUGUAACGCCAGAGAUUGGUCUAUGGCUUAAAGCCAUCGCUGCCGACUUCAGUGUGGUGACGAGGAAUCUAACAUCAACAUCUCUUAGCCCAAAACCAGACCCGCGUUUUCUAGAGCCAUGCGAGCCCUCUUCACCACCGAAGUUACCAUAUCCACCGGAUCCUCCCCCGGAUCCACCAGACCCUUCUCUUGUGGAGGUGCUUCGAUCUUCAUCUCUGCUCACCGAUAUGAUCCAAAAAAUCACCACUCCAUCGACCUUUUCCCUCACCUCCAUCCUCGACGGGAUUUAG
Arabis nemorensis is the source of this 414-nucleotide messenger RNA. The record is from the annotation of a GenBank genome assembly. Lineage: Eukaryota; Viridiplantae; Streptophyta; Magnoliopsida; Brassicales; Brassicaceae.